Ruditapes philippinarum (Manila clam) is the source of this 1747-nucleotide messenger RNA. Its product is annotated as mucin-2-like. The record is from RefSeq and is a predicted model, not a curated record. Lineage: Eukaryota; Metazoa; Mollusca; Bivalvia; Venerida; Veneridae.
AGUGACUUCUGAUAUCCUACCUACGACAGAUGUCUUGGAUUUAGAUGGUAAAUUUACAACAGUCGAAGGACAUUCUAGUUUUGUUUCAAACCAAAUUACUGAAACAGAAACACCCACGUCUGUUACAGCAGGAAAUAUAACAACAGCGAAAUAUUCAAUAUCAAGAAAUCCAAAUUCAAAAGCUGUAUUAUUAGCACAAGCUGCACCGCUUCUACCUAUAUUACGAAAAGGAACAAAGCCAGGUGUUGUAAACAUGCUAGACACCACUACAUCGACAGAAGUGCAAGAUUUAAUAACAGUUAUGAAUAUGAUAAAAAUACCAGAAAGCAAAUUACAUCCAGAUUCAACAUUAGACACAACAACGUCACUGUACAUUACAACCGCAGAAAUAUCAGAAACAACCCAAGAAGUAACGAAUUCAUCAGACGGUACAAUAGAAACCAGAAAAGUGAAAACAUAUCCGAAAACAACAGCAGUGUAUCCGAAAUCAACUUCAGCUUUACUUGAAUAUUCUUUAUCGCCGAAUACAUCAUUGUUAACAACUUUGGAAACGGUAAACGAAACAGCAACGUCAUAUUCUAACACAACCAAAUCUUUAUCAAAAACGUCAUCAAUGGUGUCUGAAAUAGAUUAUUCUUUUUUGAAUACAACCAAAACAUUACCAAACACAACAAAUCUUAAAUCAGAAACAACAUCAAAAUUACGGAACGCAACGACAACAUCAUUACCAGAUAUAACGACAACACCAUUGCCAGAUGAAUAUACAUCUGUGUCUCCAACAACACAAAAGUCAGCUGUAAAACCCAAAGGUUUAGCAAAACUGAGUUCAACUCCAUUUCAAGCAUUAACAACGACAUCAGUUUUGUCGGAUUAUAAGACAACUAGAUGGAAAGCAAAUCUUUCAAAAACAACAACAGAAUUUCCAGAAAUUACCACAACAUUUACAGAAAUAAUCACGGCAGUUCCAGAUAAACCAACAGCAUUUUCAGAAACAACCACGACAAUUAUAGAAGCAACCACAACAAUUCAAGAAACAACCACGUUAUUUCCAAAAACUACUGUGAAAUUAACAGAAAAACAAACGACAAUUCCAGAAACAACCACAACAUUUCCAGAAACUGUCGUGCCAUUUACAGAAAAUCCAACAGCAUUUCCAAAAACAAACACGACGUUUCCAGAAACUACUACAAUAUUUCCAGUAACAACCAGAACAGUUCCUGAAACAACCACGACAUAUCCAGAAACAACCACGACAUUUCCUGAAACAACCACGACAUUUCCAGAAACAACCCAAACAUUUCCAAAAACAACCACGACAUUUCCAAAAAUAACCACGACAUUUCCAGAAACAACCACGGCAUUUUCUGAAACAACCACGACAUAUCCGGAAACAACCAAGACAUUGACAGAACCAACCACGACAUUUCCAGAAACAACCACGACAUUUCCAAAAACAACUACCACAUUUCCAGGAACAAUCACGACAUAUCCAGAAACAACCAAGACGUUGUCAGAAACAACAACGACAUUUCCAGAAACAACCAAGACAUUGCCAGAAACAACCACGACAUUUCCAGAAACAACCCAAACAUUUCCAAAAACAACCAAGACAUUCCAGAAACAACCAAGACAUUGCCAGAAACAACCACGACAUUUCCAGAAACAACCACGACAUUUCCAGAAACAACCACGACAUUUCCAGAAACUACUACAACAUUUGUUAGAAAACUACACACAUUUUUGCUAG